GUGGUGUCCUGUUGUUAUUAUUUUUAUACAUGGGGAGUGGCCUGUGGUGUCCUGUUGUUAUUACUGUUAUACAGAGGGAGCAGAUGUUUGUGUACGGUUAUUAUUAUUAUCCAGGAACAGCAGCUUGUGGUGUCCUGGUAUUAUUAUUAUACAUUGUGAGUGGUGGUGAUGUCCUACAAUACUGGAUGAAUGGCCAGAGGUGUCCUGCUUUUAAAGACAUCUGUUAUUAUUUUUAUACUGGGGUGCAGCCUUUAGUGUCAUUAUUAUAAAAUGUAUUAAAUGUAAUUGUGGGGAUUGAAAAUAUUGCUCAGUAUGAAGCAAAUGUAUAUCACACACCUGGGAGUGUCACAGUGACAUCACUUAUAUCUAUAGUUAUAAUACAGGUACAUGACUGGGGAGGUGAGGGGAUCUGGGAGCGUCACAGUGGCAUUACUUAUAUCUGUAGUAAUAAUACAGAGACAAGACCGGGGAGGUGAGAGGAUCUGCGGUUGUCACAGUGAGAUCACUUAUAUCUAUAGUAAUAAUAUAGGGACAUGACUGACGAGGUGAGGGGAUCUCGGAGCGUCACAGUGACAUCACAUAUCUUUAGUAAUGUAACUCCUCUUUACCUGGAGGUACAGUGUAUAUGUGCAAUGUGCCUCCACCCAAGCUAUUUAGAGCCCAAUACUCUAAUCGCUUAGGAAAUAACCUACCCCUACCUAUAACAUUAGUAUGUGAUGUAAGCAGAUAGGACUAUGCACAUUUACCUAUCGUACCUUUCCUUUGUGAUUUCAGGCUCUUCCACAGAUACGGAGACAGUUCCACCCUUAAGUAUACUAGUUUUAAUAUGAGGAGGAGUAUAUAGAGGAACACAGGGGUCUGUAUGAGUACGUGAUGAUGGAGAAUCACCGGCCCCUCACAUCACUGGAUGGACCCAGUAACAGAGAUACCCCAGAGAGAUGUCCCCGUCCUCUGUAUUCCCAGGAUUGUACAGAGGAGAAUCACAGGAUCCCACAGGAGGAUCAGGUAGAACGUCUUUCUCGUAUAAAGGCAGAAGAUAUAGAGGAAGAAGAAGAGACAUAUGUGACUUAUAUGAAGACAGAAGAUAUAGAGGGAGAAGAAGAGACGUAUGUGACUGAUAUAAAGGCAGAAGAUAUAGAGGGAGAAGAAGAGACGUAUGUGACUGAUAUAAAGGCAGAAGAUAUAGAGGGAGAAGAAGAGACGUAUGUGACUGAUAUAAAGGCAGAAGAUAUAGAGGGAGAAGAAGAGACGUAUGUGACUGAUAUAAAGGCAGAAAGUAUAGAGGGAGAAGAAGAGACGUAUGUGAGGGGUGAUCAGCAGUGUAAGGAAGAGGAGAUCCCUACAGAUAUCAGCACAGCAGAUGGACACACAAGCAGGAAUAUCUCAGAAGGACAUCAAAUGUUAUCCCCGGAUUGUGACAUAAAAGAUAAUGACAGUAGACAGGAUUCUCCAGGAGAUAACCCCAUUACCCCAAUUAUACAUCCAGCUCUAUCAGCUGAUCCCUCUGAUCCUGGGAAAUGUUCUCCUGAUCACUCUGAUAUUGGAGCAUCUGUUACAGCUCUGAGAGUAGAUACAGAGUUUCCCUGUUCUAUAGAUGCCAAAUGUUUUACACAGAACACAAAGCCUAUUAACCCACGCACAGGUAAGGCAGGUGAAAGGCCACUGAUAUGUUCAGAGUUUGGGAAAUGUUUUGCACACAAAUCAGAUCUUGUUACACAUCACAGAAGUCACACAGGUGAGAAGCCAUUUUCUUGCUCUGAGUGUGGGAAAAGUUUUACCUGGAAAUCCCACCUUGUUAUACAUCAGAGAAGUCACACAGGUGAGAAGCCUUUUCCAUGUUCUGAGUGUGGAAAAUGUUUUGCACACAAAUCAGGUCUUGUUAUACAUCACAGAAGUCACACAGGUGAGGAGCCAUAUCCAUGUUCUGAGUGUGGGAAAUGUUUUACCUGCAAAUCACAACUUGUUACACAUCAGCGAAGUCACACAGGUGAGAAGCCAUUUUCUUGCUCUGAGUGUGGUAAAUGUUGUGUAAGUAAAUCACAUCUUGUUAUACAUAACAGAAGUCACACAGGUGAGAAACCAUUUUCUUGUUCUGAGUGUGGGAAAUGUUUUACACGGAAAUCACAUCUUGUUACACAUCAGCAAAGUCACGCAGGUGAGAAGGCAUUUCCAUGUUCUGAGUGUGGGAAUUGUUUUGCAAACAAAUCAGAUCUUGUUAGACAUAACAGAAGUCACACAGGUGAGAAGCUGUUUUCCUGCUCUGAGUGUGGGAAAUGUUUUGUAAGUAAAUCACAUCUUGUUAUACAUCAGAGAAGUCACACAGGUGAGAAGCCAUUUUCUUGCUCUGAGUGUGGGAAAUGUUUUACACAAAAAUUAAAUCUUGUGAGACAUAACAAAAGUCACACAGGUGAGAAGCCAUUUCCAUGCUCUGAGUGUGGGAAAUGUUUUGCUCACAAAUUACAUCUUGUUAGACAUCAGAGAACUCACACAGGUGAGAAACCAUUUUCUUGCUCUGAGUGUAGAAAAUGUUUUACACGGAAAUCACAACUUGUUACACAUCAGCAAAGUCACACAGGUGAGAGUCCAUUUCCAAACUCUGAGAAAUAAAUAAGCUCUUGUUGCACACAAUAGACAUCACUCAGGUGAGGAACCAUUUUAAUCUUCUGGAGUAUACUUAUCAUUGCCAUGCGUUGUUCUUCAAGGUUCUUAUCCUAUCUCCUAUGCUUUUUGCAAUAUACAUGUUACCACUGGGUGAAAUAAUCAGAUGUCAUGCCCUCAUCUACCACUGCUCUGCAGAUGACCUGUGUUUUGCUCCAGGUACUGAGAACCCAGUACCAAUCCUAAAUGGUUGUCUAGCUGAGCUCCAGGUGUGGGUGAUGCCAGUUGGCUGUGACACAGUCUUGGUGAAACAGGUCCAUAUGGUAGAAGCUCACCGACAAAGGGCAGGGCUACAGCUCAGCUUUGUUACCAACCAGACAUACGCUUGUGGGUACAGAGUUACAAAAUGCUGAUCAUGUACGAAAUCUUGGUGUCCUGGAUGGUGGAGUGACACUUAGACAUCACGUAUCAGCCACAAUCAGAUCCUCAUCUGAGGAACAUAGCCAAACUCCAGCACUUAUUUCCCUCAGAAUAUCUUCCUACAGUCAUACAUGCACUUGUAUCAUCACACAUAGACUACUGCAAUGUCCUCUACCUGGGUCACCCAGCAAAAUAAUUGCACCGCUUGUAGCUUGUACAGAAUGCAGCAACCAGGCUAUUACCUAACCAGCCCGUUCCUGCCACAUAACACCCAAUCUCUGCUCCCUUCACCGGCUGCCUGUAAGAUGGUGACUCUAUUACAUAAUCUUACUGACUCUCCCAGCCCUACAUGACCAGGGUCCAUGGUAACAGAAGCAGCUUCUGCCUCCUUACUGCCCUGCUUGCUUACUUCCAUCUGGAGACAAAGGACUGUUACCAGCAGUACCAAGAAUCCCCAAGCAGUUCUGAGAUGUCAGAGGGGCAGAGAGGGUGGUGGCAGUAGUGCUGUAGCGGGGGCUGUCUGUGAGUAAUAUUGUCCCCAAGCAGCGCUAAGGUGUCAGAGGGGAAGGCAGGGCAGUGGCAGUAGUGGGGGAGGAUAAGGAGGGUGGCAGUAGUGACAGAGGACAAGGUGGGUGGCAGUUGUGGGGUGAGAUGUGGCAGUAGUGGGGGGGGGAGACAGGGUGGAUGGCUGCAGUGCAGUACCAGGGGCUGCUGGAGACAGUAAAGAGGUGUAUGGGUCCCACACCGAAUCAGUUGAUAAUUAGACUUAAUGAUGAUUAUUCUUCCUUAUUUCUAAUUAAUCCCUUGUAUGUGUUACUAUUAUUUGCUGUGUCAGCCUUUAUGUGUGUUCUGUGUAAUAAUCCUGAAAGUAGUGCUGCUACCGAUCUCGUAUCAUUUGUAGUAACUUUGAAAAUAUGAGAUAUGAGGUGCACUCUGGAAGCUUACAGGGGGUUAAUCAGAGAUGAUCGCAGAUGUGACAUCAUGCAGCCCCUGGAAAAUGGUCCUGGCCCGCCCACGUUCACCCUUCAGGGAUGCGGCCACAAUGUGUGUGUCUGUGCGGCCACUGCGCACGUGCAUUUUGUCACCACCAGUAAACUGCUGCGGGCCGCUAUUGCGGUUGGGCCUGAAUGACCCCCAUAGGGUUUUGGCUCUCCUGAUAUCUAUAUCUAUCUGUUAUACUUACCUGCAAUGCUAUAAUGUAACUUGAAUUGUUUCUGUGCUUUAAGGAUAUUUUAUCCAUGUUGUGCAGAGUAAAGUAUUUUUUAAAUUUAAAAUAUAGAGAAAAAUCUGUGUAUUAAAGAUAUGAAAUAAAGUUGUUUAAAAACAAAA
Messenger RNA from Pseudophryne corroboree (corroboree frog), 4347 nucleotides. Its product is annotated as oocyte zinc finger protein XlCOF22-like. Lineage: Eukaryota; Metazoa; Chordata; Amphibia; Anura; Myobatrachidae. The transcript has 5 exons. The record is from RefSeq and is a predicted model, not a curated record. Bases 874 to 2607 code for a protein of 577 amino acids.